AUGGCUGGUAAGCUUUCGUACUCCACUGUGGACAACGCAGUCAGACCACUUUGGGGUGGUAACGCCACCCCAAGCUACGUCGCAAUCCAUUUCAAUGACCAGACGCUAAUGGCAAGACCAGAUGAACCACGCCGCUCCGGUCGCGCUACCAAGGGCCAGCAUAAGAACCUCGAGUUACCUCCCGAUGCCCCCGGCAAGAAAGGAAAAAGCAAGAGCCCCAAGGAGAGGAGCGCGAAACUGUCUGCCGAACCUACCCCGGGUCCCAGCGAAGGAGAAGGAGAAGACGAGGAGGAGAUAAUCCGAUGCAUCUGUGGGGAAUAUGAAGAAGAAGAAGAUGUUGAGCGAGAUAUGAUCUGCUGCGACCAGUGCUUGGCAUGGCAACACAACGACUGCAUGGGGUUGACAUUCGGAAAGGGUCAAGAGCCAGAUGAAUACUACUGUGAACAAUGUCGGCCUCAAAACCACAAAGCCUUGCUAGCCAAAAUUUCUGCUGGCGAGAAGCCUUGGGAACAGGUCGCGGAGAGACGCCGCCAAGAAGCACAAGAUAAAAAGUCCAAGCGCAAGAAGGGCAAGAAGGGAACCGCUCGCAAAGGAAGACUGAGUGAGAGCAGGACAGAUGCGGACACACCACUUCGUGCUGCAACCUCGACUACUCCUGGCCCCCAUGAUUCCCCUGCACCUGUUCUGUCUGCAUCAGCUGAGCCGGAGAAAAAUGGCCACGCUGACUCUCAAAGAUCAAGUACGCAGAAGCGUAAGCUUGAGGAAAGCGCAGAGGCCGAGAGUGGUCCACAGGUCAAACAGCAAAGAGUCACACCGCAGUCUACCAUCGCAGGCAUUCCAACGUCGAAUGAGCCUCAAAUCAAGCCAGACCCUACUCCUGAAGCACCCGUGGUUAGAAAUCUACAGGGUCUCAUUCCUGCCCGCAAGAGUGUGGCUACAGCCCUCCUGAGGUUAUUUGUAGAACAGAUUGCCGCGGCCCAAAAGACCAAGGCUUUUACUUUGAAUGCUGGACAGACGGCGGAGGAUGUUGCCCAGCCACUCGCUUUAUCCAUUGAAGAUGCCAUGUACGAGACUAUCUGCGGACGUUCGGGCGAUCCCACUGAACCAUAUAAGUCGCAAUUCCGCUCGAUCAACUUCAAUGUAAAGAAGAAUGCUUCUCUACGAGAUCGUUUGCUAGUAGGUAGUCUCUCUCCAAAGACGUUGUCUCAAAUGACAUCGCAGGAGAUGGCCAGCGAAGAGUUGCAGCAGAAAGACGCCGAGAUCAAGCGGGAAGCAGAGCGUCAGCACAUGAUUAUCCAAGAGCAAGGCCCCCGGAUCCGACGCACCCACAAGGGAGAAGAGUUGAUUGAAGACGAAAACCAUGCCGCCAACGACUCUGUCUUCUCCGCCGGACCCCGUCGUGCCACCGGAGAGGGUGAAGGCAGUCCCACCGGCAACAGUCCGAACAGUCCAAAGGUGCAGCGAUCCAAGAUUGACAAUGCCCAUCGCGGCGUCUCGCCAGAAGGUGCUCAUCAUGAUCAUGUCUUCCCCGAGGUUGCCGCAAAUAUUCGCGAGUCAUUGCCAAGGGGCCGGGUCCAAGCAGAUGCCGAGAUCGACCAGCUUUUGCGAGACGACGAGCCCGAUUCUCCUCCCUAUUCACCCAAGGACUUUGAUGACGAUGGCACUGUGUGGCGUGGAAAUGUUAAAAUGUUCCCCAUUGGAGAGUUCUCAUCGUCUGCAAAGCAUGUAGGAGGCGCCGACCUGAGUGGCCGCAUCCCAUGGAGCCAGCUUUCGCCACCCACAAUGUUUGUUGAUGGACGUAUCGACAUAAAACGGGCGACAGACUACCUUUGCGGUCUGCAAUUCAGCAAGUCAACCGACGUCUCUGUGAUUGCCGUCACCAGCCCAAGCCAACCCGAGGACCGCACUGGCUUCGACAAGAUCUUUGAUUACUUCCACAGUCGCCAACGAUAUGGUGUGAUCGGAAAGCACCCCCUGUCUGCCGUCAAGGAUACUUAUAUUGUUCCCAUGGAAGUCGGCACCACAAAGAUGCCUGAAUUCAUUGAACUGCUUGAAAACAUCUCACUGGAACCGCCUAUCACUGAGCGCAUGCUUCUCACCAUCUUCGUCGUCAAGACUGGCGAGUCAAACCCUCCCUCCGUACAGCCAUCCUCCCACCAGGCUAGCCAGGAGCCACCGGUAUCUGCUAGCCCCCUCACAGCUGUAGCGGGAACUCCCCAACAACCUCAGUUCAGCGCUGGAGUCGCACCAACUCCUCCCCACUUCGGCGGGUACAACUCGAACAAUGGAGCUUUCAAUCAGCAAACGCCUACACAACCGGCACAAGUCCCGGCUCAGCAGCCGCCGCUGACUGGUCUUCCCGCUGCAGUGCAAGUGUUGGGCUCCCAAGUCGAAGCACCUGCUAUUCAAAAAUUGUUGCAGACCGCACCCAAUGUGGAAAUAGCACAGCUGAACGUUGUUCGUGAGAUCCUGGCUCGUCAACCGGCGGCCGCAGCAUCCUACGACACCUUGAUGCAAGCUCUAUUCGAGACCCAAGCGAACGGUGGCCAGGUCCCGCAAUAG
Penicillium nucicola is the source of this 2562-nucleotide messenger RNA. RefSeq lists its product as uncharacterized. The record is from RefSeq and is a predicted model, not a curated record. Gene Ontology annotation, biological process: regulation of mRNA 3'-end processing; DNA-templated transcription; transcription elongation by RNA polymerase II. Lineage: Eukaryota; Fungi; Ascomycota; Eurotiomycetes; Eurotiales; Aspergillaceae. Gene Ontology annotation, molecular function: RNA polymerase II transcription regulatory region sequence-specific DNA binding. Gene Ontology annotation, cellular component: nucleus. The transcript has 2 exons. Bases 1 to 2562 code for a protein of 853 amino acids.